AUGUCAUCUCAAUUGGCAGCAACCAACUCUUCUCUUCUCCUUGUUCCUCCCUCUUCGGCUUUCCUCUGUUUCACAAGGAAUAAAGAUUUGACUCCAAAAAGAUGCUCUAUAAUCAACAAGAAAAAGAAUAAUGGCAUCACAGCUUUUGCGGGCAAUUCUCUUGGAAAAUCAGCUAUCAAACUCACUGCAGUUUCAUCUCCAAUGUUCGCUGAUAAAAAAGCUCGCCCCUCACUUAGACUUCCUAUGUCUCAAAGACGCAUAUCUACUAUCCGUGGACAAGCAUUUAUAUAUCAUUCAUCUGGUUUCCGAAUCCCAGCAAAUGCUGAGAAGCCAGAAUGGACGUGGAGGGCUUUAUCAUGUCUUCCUUAUCUGAUAGCAUUGCAGACAUCUGCAGCUGGGAUUUAUCUGGAACCUAUCCUUGAAAAAUUUCCAUUGUUUCAGAAUUUGAUUUUUUAUAUCCCAGGAGCUGUCAACCGAUUACCAAACUGGUUCCCUAUGCUAUAUUGCUAUGUGGCUAUUGUAUGGGUGGUGAAAAACAAGGACUUGCCUCUUAUCUUCAGAUUCCAUGUAAUGAUGGGAAUGUUGCUGGAACUUGCUCUGCAGAUAGUGUGGAUUUCAAGCAAUUUCAUGCCACUUAUACACUUCAAGGGAACAUUGGGAAUGUAUUACUGGGCUGGUGUGGCAUUGGCUUAUAUUUUUGUAAUGAUAAGGUGUAUAAGGUGUGCGCUUCUGGGUACAUUUGUGAGAAUCCCUGUACUUAGUGAAUCAGCAUUCCUUCAUUCUUUAUUCAGUUUAGGAGGAUUUCAACGGCCAUUUUAG
Sphenostylis stenocarpa is the source of this 819-nucleotide messenger RNA. The record is from the annotation of a GenBank genome assembly. NCBI's taxonomy places the organism in Eukaryota, Viridiplantae, Streptophyta, Magnoliopsida, Fabales, Fabaceae.